GCCCGCUGGGAGCGGGAGGCGGGAGCGCGCAGGCGCCGCGCCCUCGGCGGCUCUUCCGUCGCACCGGAGUGGCUGCGUCGCUGCGUGGUCCAGCCCUCCAACCGCGCGGGCUCGGGUCCUUCCCCGGGUCUGAACCUGUGGCGGUUGUAGCGGCCUCGCCAGCAGUGUCGUUAAGGAGAGGUAGGUUGGGAAGAAGUUUUCAUGCAACAGCGGAUUGAAUGAAUACUUGUCUUCACAUUUGGGUGAUGGAUAAAUUCCAAGAGUAUACAAGUGACUAUUUCCUGGUGUGAAUUGUUCAAGCAUAAAGACAUGUUGAUGUAGGAAACUGAAAGUAGCGUACCAAAAGCACUCAUGGGUAAGAGAAAGGAAGAAAGUGUUUCAAAGCCCAGAUCCCGUAAAAGGCAAAGACAAGAAUACACAGAUGAACAUAGUGAUGAGUCUAAUGAAGAGGAGUCACAGACACCAGCUGACAGUGGUGUUGUCUCACUGUCGGCUGCAGGGGAAGUAGGAAUAAUUGAAAGUAUCCAGCUGAAGAACUUUAUGUGCCAUUCAAUGUUGGGGCCUUUUCAGUUUGGAUCAAAUCUCAAUUUUGUUGUUGGAAACAAUGGAAGUGGAAAAAGUUCUGUACUAACUGCUCUUAUUGUUGGACUUGGUGGAAAAGCCACUGCAACUAAUAGGGGUUCUUCACUAAAAAUGUUUGUACGAGAUGGAGAGACUUCUGCAGAUAUUUCCAUUACCUUGAGAAACGAAGGCAGAGAUGCAUUUAAACCUGAAGUAUAUGGUAGCUCUAUUAUUGUGAAUCAGCACAUUAAUCUGGAUGGAAGCAGAAGUUAUAAACUGAAAAGCAAAUCUGGGACCUUAAUUUCCUCAAAGAAAGAGGAACUCAUUGGAAUACUGGAUCACUUUAAUAUACAGGUUGAUAAUCCUGUGUCUGUUUUAACCCAAGAGAUGAGUAAGCACUUUUUACAGUCUAAAAAUGAAGGUGACAAGUACAAGUUUUUCAUGAAGGCAACUCAGCUGGAACAAAUGAAAGAAGAUUAUACAUCUAUUAUAAAAACUAAAGAAAAUACACGUAUACAGAUAGAACAAGGAGAAGAGCGUGUUCAAGAGCUUAAGCAGCUGUAUGGUGAGAAAAAGGAGCGUUACAAGAGCAUUUGGUUUGUGAAUGACUUGAGAAAUCAUCUUGAAGAUUUGAAGCAUAAAAUGGCAUGGGCAGUGGUAGGUGAGAUGGAAAAAGAAAUACAGCCAAUCAAAGAAGGUAUCAGAACUGAAGAAGAAAAUGCAGAGAAAUUUGUUCAGAAGCUAGAGGAAUGCCAGGUAAAAGUGAAGGAAGCAGAAGGAAAAUACAAAGCAAUUCAGGAGAAGUUAAUAGCAAUAAGUGAAGAAACACAAGCUCUACAUCCUCAGUGUGUUUUAUUGAAGACUGAUGUGCAGGCAAGAAGAAAAGCAGUCAAUGAAGCUGAGGUAGUUUAUAAUCGUUCCAAAACUGAGUUAAAACGCCUGGGAAAAGAUGAUGAACAGCUACGUAGACGGAUCGAAGAACUGAAAAGCAGUGCUAAUCGGGUUUCAGAGACUGAAAAUUUGGAAAGACAAAAGAAAAUUGCAUUGUUAAGGGAACAGUUAAAGGCAUUCCGUGAUGAAGAAAUGGUGAUAGGUCAACAGAUGGAUCAGUUUCAGCAAGCUAUAUAUAAAUGUAAAGAAGAACAUGCAAGACUUAAGAGAGAAGACUCUGAUGUUAAACAGUCACUGGAUGCCAAGCAGAAACAACUGAGAGACAUAAAAGAAAGUAAAACAAAUACCUUGAAAAGGUUUGGCCCACAUAUACCAGCAUUUCUUCAAGCAGUUGAAACAGCCUAUAGGCAAGGACGUUUUAAACACAAACCUAUUGGACCUUUAGGUGCUUUCAUUCAUCCGAAAGAUGCUGAACUGACCUUGGCUAUUGAAUCUUGUUUAAAGAGCCUAGUUCAGGCAUUUUGCUGUGAUAAUCAUAACGAUGAAAGAACUCUCCAGCAGUUGAUGUCAGAAUAUUAUCCACGUGGAAGUAGACCUCAAAUAAUUGUAAAUAAAUUUCGGAAUAAUGUUUAUGAUGUUAGGCGUGGUGCAGUUUAUCAUCCAGAAUUCCCAUCAGUUCUCACAGCGUUGGAAAUAGAUCAUCCGAUGGUUGCCAAUUGUCUGAUCGAUGCAAGGGGUAUAGAAACAGUCCUGCUGAUCAAAAGUAGCAAUAAAGCUCGGGAAGUAAUGCAGCGCAAUCAGCCCCCCAAAAACUGUAAAGAAGCAUUCACUGCUGAAGGUGAUCAAGUCUUUGAAAGACGAUACUAUUCUUCUAAUUACCUCAGACCCAAGUUUCUAAGCCAAGAUGUUGAAGCAGAAAUAAGUCACUUGGAGAAAGAAAUUGAAAGCAAAAGGGCACAACUGACAGCAUCUCAACAACGUUUAUACUCUACUGAAAAUGAUAUUAGGCAGAAUGAAGGUCAUCUUCAAAGUCAUCGACGACACCAAAAAGAACUGCAGAUAAAAAUAAGAACAACAAAUGCAGAAAUAGCAGAUCUUGAAAAUAUGGAAGAACACCAUUCAGUGGACAUCCGUACACUGGAAGAUGAAGCUCAAGAAAAUAAAAGUAAGAUGGAAUCUGUAAAACAAGUAAUGCAACAACAAAGCGGGAAAAUGGAAGAACUGAAAAAUACUCUCCAAAUAGCUGAAAAUAAAUUGGAAGAAAUGAAAGAAAAAAUUCAUCAAAUAGAAGAAAUUGCUGGCCCAAUUAAGGAUGAAUUAAACCAAGCUGACUCAGAAGUGGAAAACAGUAAACGUUGUUUGCAGCACUAUCAAAACAAACAGAAGGAACACUUAGCUUGUGUCAAAAGGCACAAAGAAUUACUAGCUGCCAGAGAAAAAGAAUUAGAGGGAAAAGUGGCACAAGCUAAGCAAAUCUAUGCGGAGCGCAUAGAGGUCAGCAGGACUGUUAAGAGUCUUGAUGCAGAAAUGAAUCGCUUGAGAGAAAAGAUAAACGCAGAAAAUGAUCGCCAUGGAAACAGAGAAGAAAUAAUACAGCAAUUUCUUGAUGCAAAGGAAAGGUAUAAGGAUGCGAGCACUAAAGUAAAGCAUUUAAAGAGAUUUAUUGGGCUGCUGGAUAAAAUAAUGACCCAGAGAUUCAAAAUCUAUAAGCAGUUCUUAAGGCUCCUUUCUUUACGAUGCAAAAUCUACUUUGAGCAUUUAUUGCGUAUUCGAGCUUGCUCUGGACAAAUCCUUUUUGAUCACAAGAAUGAGACACUUUCGAUUACAGUUCAGCCUCGAGAGGAAGAUAAAGCUGUCCUUAAUGAUGUGAGGUCCUUAUCAGGAGGUGAACGUUCCUUCUCGACAGUUUGUUUCAUUCUUUCUCUGUGGUCCGUUACUGAAUCUCCUUUCAGAUGUUUGGAUGAAUUUGAUGUCUACAUGGACAUGGUUAACAGAAGAAUUGCAAUGGAUAUGAUUCUAAAGGUGGCUGACUCUCAGCAGCAUCGACAGUUCAUUUUGCUUACCCCACAGAGCAUGAGUUCUCUGCCUUCAAGUUCCCGUAUUCGAAUCUUCCGAAUGCAAGACCCUGAAAGAGGCCAAAAAACACUGGAAUUCCGAAAACACAAUGAGCAAGAGGAAGAGGACUAAUUAUCUCUGUGUAGGAAUAUGGUAUACUCUUAAGGGUAAAUGUGUAAUGUGUGUAAAGUUUAUUACUUCCUGAUGCUGGAUAAAAGGAUCUUUUGUUAGAUACUCUCAGGAAAAGAAGAAAUUCCUGUAUUUUUAAGACUAUUUUUAAUUAUUUCUAAGAAUUACUGUAUAUAUACAGAGCAAAACUAAGCACAUGUUCAGUUAAUAUUUUCAACUACCAGCUACUAGUAAUUUUUUUUUUUUUUGUUCUUUUAACCACUUGUUCUGUUUAUUCUUCUGGAAAAGCUAAAAUAUAUAUUUUUAUAUUUUAAAAUAUUUUAAUAAAUAUGAGAAUUGAUACUUGUGGCAAUGUUUUAGUGUCUCUACACAUUUAAAAUAAGUUUAAAAUGCUGAUUUCUUCCUAGCUCUGCUUUAUUUAUUUAUUUGCAGUAUAUUCUCUGGGGAGGAGAAAAGACUUUUAUGUCUUCAUAAGGAGCUUACAGGGAAGAAUUUGGAGUCUCUUUGGAUGUGAGCUUACAAAACCUACCAAGCUGUAGCUUUGUCAACUUAGAUUCUUCAUUCCAGUGAACUAAGUUCUUGCACAAUGUGGGUUUGCAAGUAUAGAUUCAUUACAUGCUAACAAGCUAAAGUGACAGAACUCCUUCCCAUAUAAAGGAAUGAAGUGGAAUAAAAACUUUGGGAAAUAAUACAGCAACUUUUCCACAGCAUUGUAGGCCUGCAUUUUUUUGGGUGUCCCUGCCUCCUCCUGCUCUGCCCUGAGACUAUACUAGAACAGUUAAAAUGAAAUAAACUUGCAGUACUUAAUACAAGCAUUCACUGCAUUAACCCAAUUGGUUAUGUUAUGGGGAUACAAAAGCCAUUGAUAUUUUUCACAGGACAGUCCUGCAGUUUCUGCUCUUAUUUACUGAAUACAAAUUCCUAAGUAAAAGCUUAUUGCAGUGCAAGUUUUAACUCCGUAGCCGAUUUUGGGCUUAGCUGCUGUGUAGUAUUUUGUGUUCUUUCAUGUUGUUUUUACAGAAGCAUGUACUAAACUUCUAAGUUUCUUUAAAAUAUGGAAGCUAGACAAGAAUUCAGUGAAAUGCAUCGAGAAAGCCAGCUGCAGUUCUGGCACAUUCUGACUGUAGGAGAUGAGUCUGGAGAUCUUUUUAAAGUCUUCAGGUGUUUACUUCUGAAAGCCCAGGGUUAUGGGCCAACAGAAUCAUAGCACCCUUGAGCAGGGUACUGGCAAAGCAGCUAGGCUUUUGGUUGAGAGAAAAGCAUUUACCUACCUUAGUACUUGUGGAGAAAAGAGCUUAAGGAAAAUUACCACAGUCCUACUGAGCUAAUAACACUUCUGCUUUCUCCCAAGUUUUCUGUAGAAUUACUUUGAUAUACUGGAGCAGCUGACAACUGUAUUGGCCUUUGGUUCAAAUCAGUAUGUUGUAUUUAAUCUAGCACUGUUCUUGAUGAAAAUGUGUGCCUGACUGAAUUGUAAGCAGCUCUUUUCAUGGUAGAGGAUUAGUUCUGAAUAAACAGUUCCUGAAGUG
This is a messenger RNA of Pogoniulus pusillus (Red-fronted tinkerbird), 5165 nucleotides long. It is a transcript of the gene SMC6, whose product is annotated as structural maintenance of chromosomes 6. Gene Ontology annotation, molecular function: ATP hydrolysis activity; damaged DNA binding; single-stranded DNA binding. Gene Ontology annotation, cellular component: nucleus; Smc5-Smc6 complex; site of double-strand break. The record is from RefSeq and is a predicted model, not a curated record. The transcript is spliced from 28 exons. Lineage: Eukaryota; Metazoa; Chordata; Aves; Piciformes; Lybiidae. The coding region runs from base 352 to 3639 and encodes 1095 amino acids. Gene Ontology annotation, biological process: double-strand break repair via homologous recombination.